Brassica napus (rape) is the source of this 2797-nucleotide messenger RNA. Its product is annotated as cullin-1. Lineage: Eukaryota; Viridiplantae; Streptophyta; Magnoliopsida; Brassicales; Brassicaceae. The transcript has 19 exons. Gene Ontology annotation, molecular function: ubiquitin protein ligase binding. Gene Ontology annotation, cellular component: cullin-RING ubiquitin ligase complex. The record is from RefSeq and is a predicted model, not a curated record. Gene Ontology annotation, biological process: protein ubiquitination; ubiquitin-dependent protein catabolic process. Bases 227 to 2521 code for a protein of 764 amino acids.
CUGAAUAAUAGAGGAGGAGUUAUAGGCGAUUAAAACAAAAGGGGGGGUUAUAAAUAUCCUUUCCUUUCCUCGUUCACCGUCCUUCUCAAAGGUCUCCACCUCUUCUUCCUCUCUUAUCGUACUCUCAGGGUUUUGAUCUUUCUCUCUCGAUCGCAAAACCUCUCCCGAUCCUUUCGAAUCGGGAAUCCUCAAGGUCCAGGAGCGCUUUGGGAAUCAAUCUUUCAGAAUGGAGCGCAAGACGAUUGAUUUGGAGCAAGGAUGGGACUAUAUGCAGACUGGUAUCACUAAGCUGAAACGGAUUCUUGAAGGAUUGCCUGAGCCUCAAUUCGACUCUGAGCAGUACAUGAUGCUCUAUACGACUAUCUACAACAUGUGCACCCAGAAACCUCCCCAUGAUUACUCGCAGCAGCUUUAUGACAAGUAUCGUGAAGCUUUUGAGGAAUACAUUAACUCAACGGUUUUGCCUGCUUUGAAGGAGAAGCAUGAUGAGUAUAUGCUGCGGGAGCUGGUUAAGAGAUGGUCUAACCAUAAAGUGAUGGUUCGAUGGCUAUCCCGAUUCUUCUACUAUCUUGACCGUUACUUCAUUGCUCGGAGAUCACUUCCACCGCUGAAUGAAGUUGGCCUGACUUGCUUCCGUGACCGGGUUUAUAACGAGUUGCAUUCCAAGGUCAAAGAUGCUGUAAUAGCACUUGUUGAUAAAGAACGGGAGGGCGAGCAGAUUGACAGGGCUCUACUAAAAAACGUUUUGGAUAUCUAUGUAGAGAUUGGAAUGGGACAGAUGGAAAGAUACGAAGCGGAUUUUGAAAGCUUCAUGCUUUUGGAUUCAGCUUCUUACUAUUCUCGCAAAGCAUCUAGCUGGAUCCAGGAAGAUUCUUGCCCUGAUUACAUGUUGAAGUCUGAAGAAUGCCUUAAGAAGGAGAGGGAGAGAGUGGCUCACUACCUUCAUUCAAGCAGCGAGCCAAAGCUGGUUGAGAAAGUACAACAUGAGCUGUUGGUUGUGUAUGCAAAUCAGCUUCUAGAAAAAGAGCACUCAGGGUGCCGUGCAUUGCUGAGAGAUGACAAGGUUGAUGAUCUCUCCCGGAUGUACAGGCUUUAUCAUAAAAUUGCUAAAGGUUUAGAACCUGUUGCAAACAUAUUCAAGCAGCAUGUCACAGCCGAGGGUAACGCACUCGUCCAACAGGCGGAAGACACGGCCACUAAUCAGGCUGCAAAUAUUGCUAGCGUGCAGGAACAGGUAAAAACAGUGUCAAUGUUUUUACUAGUGAAGAUGUUGUCGAACUUAGUAAUUCACGUUUUCUUUCUAUGCUUUCAGGUUCUCAUCAGAAAAGUGAUUGAGCUACAUGAUAAAUACAUGGUCUAUGUCGUUGAGUGCUUCCAGAGCCACACCCUCUUCCACAAGGCUCUGAAAGAGGCAUUUGAGAUAUUCUGUAACAAAACGGUCGCUGGAAGUUCAAGUGCAGAAUUGCUUGCAACAUUCUGCGACAACAUCCUCAAGAAGGGGGGUAGUGAGAAGCUGAGUGAUGAAGCUAUUGAAGACACGCUUGAGAAGGUGGUCAAAUUGCUUGCCUAUAUAAGCGACAAAGAUCUGUUUGCCGAGUUCUACAGGAAGAAGCUGGCACGCAGGCUCUUAUUUGAUCGCAGUGCUAAUGAUGAUCAUGAGAGAAGUAUUCUUACAAAGCUCAAGCAGCAGUGUGGUGGGCAGUUUACUUCUAAGAUGGAGGGCAUGGUGACAGAUCUUACACUAGCCAGAGAAAACCAAACCAGUUUCGAGGAAUAUCUAGGCAAUAACCCCGCUGCAAACCCAGGAAUUGAUUUGACCGUGACUGUUCUUACAACUGGUUUCUGGCCAAGCUACAAAUCUUUCGACAUAAAUCUUCCCAGUGAAAUGGUCAAGUGUGUUGAAGUUUUCAAAGGGUUUUAUGAAACUAAAACGAAACACAGGAAACUUACAUGGAUCUAUUCACUAGGAACCUGUCACCUCAACGGCAAGUUUGAUCACAAGCCCAUUGAGUUAGUUGUGUCGACUUACCAGGCUGCUGUGCUUCUGCUGUUCAACACAACAGACAAAUUGAGCUACAACGAUAUCCUAACUCAACUGAACCUGAGCCAUGAAGAUCUAGUGAGGUUGCUUCAUUCCUUGUCAUGCGCUAGAUACAAGAUCCUUACCAAGGAGCCAAGCACAAAAACUGUUUCCCAGACUGAUUCAUUUGAAUUCAAUGCCAAAUUCACCGACAGAAUGCGCAGAAUAAAGAUCCCUCUCCCUCCUGUUGAUGAAAGGAAGAAAGUUGUGGAAGACGUGGACAAAGACAGACGCUAUGCGAUUGAUGCUGCGAUCGUGAGGAUCAUGAAGAGCAGGAAAGUGUUGGGACAUCAACAGCUUGUCUCUGAGUGCGUUGAGCAGCUUAGCCGAAUGUUCAAGCCUGAUAUCAAAGCCAUCAAGAAGCGUAUGGAGGACUUGAUAACGAGGGACUAUUUGGAGAGGGACAAGGAGAACCCUAACAUGUUUAGGUACUUGGCUUAGAAAAAAGAAAACAACUAUGGAGGUGGUUUGGCUCAUGAAAGAAAGGGGGUAAUGAAUCGAAGCAUCUCAGCUGCUCUCUGCUUGUAUAUGAGAAUCUCAUUUGGAUACUUCUACCCUAAGAAAAAACUUUGUUUUUAAUUUUUUUUUUGGUUAUUUCCUUGACAUUCGGUCUUGUGCUUUUUUUUCUUGGGAUGCAAACUACCUUCUGUCAUGUUUUGGUUUCUUGGAUAUGAAUUGGAGAUGGCUUAAUGAAUUGAUAAUAUCUGCCUUUAAUUA